This is a messenger RNA of Ziziphus jujuba (common jujube), 842 nucleotides long. RefSeq lists its product as uncharacterized. NCBI's taxonomy places the organism in Eukaryota, Viridiplantae, Streptophyta, Magnoliopsida, Rosales, Rhamnaceae. The transcript has 5 exons. Gene Ontology annotation, cellular component: cytoplasm. Gene Ontology annotation, biological process: protein folding. Bases 110 to 586 code for a protein of 158 amino acids. The record is from RefSeq and is a predicted model, not a curated record.
AACCAGAACCAGGUUUCUAUAGCUGGGUUAGCGAAAUCGCGCCAACCAAGGGACAGUGACGAAACACAAAAAAGAUAAUAAAAGAAGCAAAAUCCUAGGCGGUUUUGAAAUGGCUGAGAAAUUGGCUCCGGAGAAGCGCCACAUCUUCUUGCACAAUGGUCAGAAGGUUUUCGAAUGGGAUCAGACCCUUGAGGAAGUGAAUAUAUACAUAAAUCUACCGCCAAAUGUUCAUCCGAAGCAAUUCUACUGCAAAAUUCAGUCUAAGCAUCUCGAACUUGGAAUCAAAGGCAACCCUCCUUACCUCAAUCAUGAUCUUACUUGCCCAGUGAAGACAGAUUCAUCUUUCUGGACAUUGGAGGAUGAUACAAUGCACAUAACCCUACAGAAGAGGGACAAAGGUCAGACAUGGGCUUCUCCCAUAUUGGGUGAGGGUCAGCUAGAUCCUUAUUCCUCCGACCUCGAACAGAAGCGCCUGAUGCUUCAGAGAUUUCAAGAAGAGAACCCAGGUUUUGACUUCUCACAAGCUCAGUUUACGGGGAACUGUCCUGAUCCUAGAACCUUUAUGGGUGGAAUCCGCACUGAUUAACAGGCUUUGUAUGCUGCAUCAAUGACCAGCAUGUGCCUGUUAUAAAUCUUGACUAACAUUUAGCAGAUAAGAUGAUCUAAUGUGUUUUAUAAGAAUGUCACGUUCUCUGCUAAAGAAAACGGAUGUUUGAUUAACUUAACUACUCCUUUUGAUGUCUGUAAUAACUUCCUUUACUGUAUGCUGUGAGCUUGGUUGUUUUUACUCCUAUGUUUAUAACUGUAAGAUAAUGCAAUCUAGUUUGAUGCAUUUUGCAUUA